This is a messenger RNA of Myripristis murdjan (pinecone soldierfish), 1775 nucleotides long. RefSeq names its product nucleobindin 1 (gene nucb1). Gene Ontology annotation, molecular function: calcium ion binding. The record is from RefSeq and is a predicted model, not a curated record. The transcript has 13 exons. Gene Ontology annotation, cellular component: endoplasmic reticulum-Golgi intermediate compartment; extracellular exosome. NCBI's taxonomy places the organism in Eukaryota, Metazoa, Chordata, Actinopteri, Holocentriformes, Holocentridae. The coding region runs from base 131 to 1504 and encodes 457 amino acids.
GUUUCCAGUCGUCUCAUGCGUUUGACGUCAAUGUCCUUCGACCCUGCGCCUCCGACGCGAAAAUCAUUUCGGUUUUGGUAAAACACCGGAGGAUUGUGCCAGAUACAGAUAACAAUAACACACACGGAGGAUGAACUUGAAUCCUCGCUGGCUGCUGCUGCUUCUGUCCAUCUCAGCCGAGGUCUGGUCCGUGCCCAUUGAUCGUAAUGGAGGCAAACAGGAGGCCGUGCACAUUGAAGAGGAAAAUCAGGAGGAGAACGUGGACACCGGCCUGUACUACGACAGAUACCUCAGAGAGGUGAUCGAGGUCUUAGAGACGGAUCCUCACUUCAGAGAGAAACUCCAGACAGCCAACACAGAGGAUAUCAAGAACGGUCGUCUCAGCAAGGAGCUGGACCUGGUGGGCCACCAUGUCAGGACCCGGCUGGACGAGCUCAAGAGGCAAGAGGUGUCGCGCCUCAGGAUGCUGCUCAAGGCCAAACUGGACAGCACCAACACACAGAGUCUGCAGAUGGAUCAUGCCUCCCUGCUGAAGCAGUUUGAACAUCUGGAUCCGCACAAUCAAAACACCUUCGAGGCCAAAGACCUUGAGCUGCUUAUCUCAACGGCCACCAAGGAUCUGGAGAACUACGACGCCGAGAGGCACGAGGAGUUCAAACGCUACGAGAUGCUGAAGGAGCACGAGAGACGGGAGUACCUGAAGAGCCUGGACCAGGAGAAGAGGGAGAAAGAGGAGAAGAGGAUGCAGGAGCUGAAGGAGAAACACCGCCAGCACCCCAAAGUUAACGUCCCGGGCAGCGUCGCUCAGCUAAGGGAGGUGUGGGAGGAGACGGACGGUCUGGAUCCGCAGGAGUUCAACCCCAAAACCUUCUUCAAACUGCACGAUACAAAUGAAGACGGAGUUUUAGAUGAGCAGGAGCUGGAGGCUCUCUUCACGAAGGAGCUGGAGAAGGUCUACGACCCGAAGAACGAGGAGGACGAUAUGAUGGAGAUGGAGGAGGAGAGGCUGAGGAUGAGGGAGCAUGUCAUGAAAAAUGUGGAUAUCAACAAAGAUCGGCUCGUCAGCCUGGAGGAGUUCCUCAAAUCCACAGAGAGGAAGGAGUUCAAUAAUGUUAAGGAGUGGGAGACUCUAGACGACACCAAGCCGGUUUACACGGAGGCGGAGCUCCAGCGCUUUGAGGCAGAGCUGAGGGACAAAGAGGAGGAGCUGAAGAGGCGGGCGGACACUCUGCGCCAGGAGCAGGAGCUGCUGAAGGAGAGAGGCAAAGCCCUGGAGGCCCAGAGGAGAGAGUACCAGCAGGCUGUAUUAGAGAUGUCUCAGAGACAGAAGGACCAGCAGGCAGCAGAGGGGCAGCCUCCGACGGGUCCUAACGGAGAACUGCAGUUCCACCAAGACGCGCAAAAAUUAGAGGAUCAAGAAGCAAAAGCCCCAGCUGAACAAGAAGCCGAUGGCCAGAAUAAUCUGCCUGCAGAGCCUCCACAGAAUCUGCCUCUACACACUUAAUGCAGCCUGCUGUGACGGCCUUAACACACACACACACACACACACACACACACACACACACACGUACACAUUUUGAUUUGCACUGACACAGAAAUCCAGAUGGGUUCUGCCAACUGAAUUAUAUGAACUGUAUGUAUAAAUUCAGACAGACUGGCAUGUCUAACAGCGUAUUAUUCUGUGUGUUCAUAUCUGUGGUCUACAGUCCAAUAAAGCUCACAAAUCAUGAGAUGUGUGUAUAAUACUUCAAAGGAUUAAAAACGUCUUGAAUACA